Molecule: messenger RNA, 864 nt
Organism: Clonostachys byssicola
Lineage: Eukaryota; Fungi; Ascomycota; Sordariomycetes; Hypocreales; Bionectriaceae
Source: the annotation of a GenBank genome assembly
AUGUCUGCUCCAAGUGUUUGGUUGAUCACCGGUGCCUCUCGUGGUUUAGGGUCCGAGAUUGCCAAGGCGGCUUUAAAAGCUGGACAUGUUGUUGUUGCAGGCCGUCGUGGAUCCAAGUCAACCUCACAAACUACUGAACUCGAAAGUUUGGGAGCCAAAUGGAUCAACUUGGAUAUGAAGGCUGGCGACAUAGAAACAAUCAUCGGUACAGUUGAAAAAGAUUAUGGCCACAUCGAUGUUCUCGUUAACAAUGCCGGAUACGGUGUUGGAGGAACUGCCGAGGAUCUUAGAAUUAGCAUUCAAACGAUUCGAGAUGUUAUGGAAGUGAAUGUGAUGGGCCCUAUUCGAGCCUGCCGUGCCGUUAUACCGGCCAUGCGCCAGCAGGGCGGCGGCACCAUCGUCAACAUCAGCAGCGUGAGCGGUAUUUUAAGCUUUCCUGGAGUCAGCGCCUAUUCAUGUACCAAGCACGCCCUCGAAGGGUUCACUGAGAGUCUCUCCAAAGAAAUUGAGCCCUUCAAGAUCAGAACAAUUCUCGUCGAGCCUGGCUCGAUGCCGACUGGUUUUCUUGAUACCACUCUUUCCGCGGUGACCGUGCCUCGAAGCGAACCCUACCGCGGUACCAUUGCUGAUGUAGUUUUGUCAGCUGCGGCGGGCGGUGAGCUGGUCAAGGCUCAUGGAGGCAGCCCCGUGCUUGCGGCGGCUCGGAUCGUCGAGGCUGUUGAUCGGACUGGGGUUUUUGCUGACCGAGACAUCGGUUUGAGACUCCCACUUGGAAAGGAAACCCAAGAAAUCAUCGAUUGGGGAAAAGAUUUGGCCAAGCGCGCAGAGGAGCUCCAGGACAUUGCUGUGAGCAUCGCAGUUUAA